This is a messenger RNA of Aricia agestis (brown argus), 2025 nucleotides long. It is a transcript of the gene P58IPK, whose product is annotated as dnaJ homolog subfamily C member 3. The record is from RefSeq and is a predicted model, not a curated record. Gene Ontology annotation, cellular component: endoplasmic reticulum. Lineage: Eukaryota; Metazoa; Arthropoda; Insecta; Lepidoptera; Lycaenidae. Bases 102 to 1568 code for a protein of 488 amino acids. Gene Ontology annotation, biological process: protein folding in endoplasmic reticulum. Gene Ontology annotation, molecular function: misfolded protein binding; protein-folding chaperone binding. The transcript has 11 exons.
AGGAAGAUGGAUUGUGACUCCGUCAAAUAAUUAGUUUUUAUUGUAAAUUGAAACCUUAUUGCUUUAAUUUUAAUAAGUGAUAUUAAAAUAAAUGUAUCAUAAUGGAAUACCUUACGAAUAUAAACUGGAACAAAGUCACGCCAUGCCUUAUGCUACUAGUAUUAGAAGUAUUAUUAGAGUUUUCAGAAUGCACUAGCCAAGCUGAAGUGAACAAGCACUUGGAGCUAGGGCGGGAUUUUUUGGCGCGGGGGCAGCUGUCAGAUGCGCUGACCCACUAUCAUGCUGCAGUGGAGGGCGACCCAAACAACUACCUCACAUAUUUUAAGAGAGGCACGGUGUACUACGCCCUUGGCAAAGCCAAAUUUGCCCUACAAGACUUCACUAAGGUUUUAGAACUAAAAUCAGACUUCACAGCGGCCAGACUCCACAGAGCUAAUGUGUACCUCAAGCUGGCACAGUAUACAGAUGCCAAGGAAGACUAUCUACAAGUUACAUACAGUGAUCCAUACAACGAGGAGGCGGUGUCGUGGUACCACCGUAUUGACGAGCUAGCGGACGACCUGCGGCUGGCAGAGGCGUACUACAGAGGGGGCGAGUACCGCGCCGCCGCGGAGCUAGCUACGCGCCUACUCGAGCUGUCGCCCUGGUCCGCGCAGCUCAGGCAUCUGAGAGCACAGUGUUAUAUUGCUACUGAUGACCUGUUCUCAGCGGUGUCGGACAUCAGGUCGGUGAACCGUCUGCAGCAGGACUCCACGGACGGCUACUUCCGACUGGCAGAGCUCCUCUACCAGCUGGGACACGUCAGCGACGCGCUCAAGGAAAUCAGAGAAUGUUUGAAGCUAGAUCCAGAACACAAACAGUGCUUCCCGUUGUACAAGAAGCUGAAGAAAGUGGACAAGUUACUUCUAGACUGCGAGGAGAAGAGCGAGAACAGAGACUUCCUGGGCUGCGUGGAGAGUGCUAACAAAGUGUUGAAGAUCGAAGACGAAGUUACGUUAGUCGUUUAUGAGGCUAGGAAGUGGCUGUGCGUUUGUUAUAAUAAGGAGGAGGAGUACACGCAGGCGCUGGGCGAGUGCGGGCGCGCGCUGGAGCUGCGGCGCGAGGCGCGGAUACUGUGCGAGCGCGCCGACGCGCUGCUGCACCUCGCCAUGUAUGACGACGCGAUCCACGCGUACAAGGAGGCUCUAGAGGUGGAGGAGGGCAUGCAGCGGGCGAAGGAGGGCAUCAGCAAGGCGCAGAAACUGCAGAAGCAGGCGGAGAGCAGGGACUACUACCAGAUACUGGGCGUUAAGAGGAGUGCGACGAAGCAGGAGAUAGUGAAGGCGUACCGCAAGGCGGCGCAGAAGUGGCACCCCGACAACUACCAGGGGGAUGAGAAGAAAAUUGCUGAGAAGAAGUUCAUUGACGUCGCAGCCGCUAAGGAGGUGUUAACGGACCCGGAGAAGCGAGCACAAUUCGACUCGGGCACGGACCCGCUGGACCCCGAGUCCGGGCGCGCCGACUUCCACUCCCCCUUUGCCCACUUCCACCACGGCAGCCCCUUCCAGUUCAAGUUCCACUUCAACUAGCCGCGUGCCACCCCACAGACGCUUCCACAGUGUUUGGUGAAAAUCACAUCAACAUAUCCAAGGACUACUGUCAAGAUACCAGGACACUCCAGUGUUUGGUGAAAAUAACAUUAUCGUUAUCCAAUCUGCAGUCUUAGCCAACAUGUUUUCGAUUGCUUUGUAUUAAAAUCGCCGAUCAAAGUGUGUGAAAUUGACAUGAAAUGAAUCGAAUAUCGACUCUAUUACUUAUCGAACAUACGUCAAUUCCAUACAUUCUUAAUCGUCGAUUAUAUAAAGAAAACGUGUUGGCUAAGCCCAGAAAUUCUACUGUAGAGAUAAUAUCUCAUAUUGUCCAACAAUACCUUGUCGUCGGAGACGCAUUUAAAUUAUUAUUGGAGUUAUUUUCACGAUAAUAAUUAUAUUGUCAUCAACCCGACCGCACAAAAGAUUGGCUGUGGCAUUCAUUUUGUCUAAAAAA